UGUUGGCGUUAUUUACUUUUACACCGUAAUGAUGUAAACAGAAAGAAAGUAAAACCAUGGUUCUCUCUCUCUCUCUCUGUUAUCAGGCGUAGCUGUGAUAAAUUUAUAUUCUUGAUCUACGACUUUGUUAUGUAGCUAACAUACAGCUAAUUUUUAACCGUUGACAUCGUCAUCCUCGUUGAGAAGGUGUUAUUUACUAUAGUUAAAGAGGUUGUCGGACAGUACCAGUAAACGGACAACUUGUUUGGAAUACAAACUGUCAAACAGCAUACUAUUGCAUUGUUAUUCAUGUAGACAAGAAUAAACAUGAUGGUACUCAUGGUUGAUAGAACAUAUUUAAAGAGCUGAAAUUUGUAGUUUGAACAUUAAUCACAUACAGGAUCGUGUCAAAUUUGUUGCACUAACAGGUAUGGGAGCAUGUGAAAUUACCAGUGCCAUGGACUUGUUACUACCAUGUCAGUUGAAGCUCUCAAAACCACAAACAUGUUUGUCACCAUAUGUCCAUAAGCUGAUUGUUGAAGACACAUACAGUUAUGAGAGGGAUCCAUAUGUCUUGGACAAGAAUAGACUGUUGGAUUUUGAAUACAUCUGCAGCAAAUUGCCAGAUGAAGGGUCACAAGAUGACCUUGCCAGUUAUUUCCAGGGAUGUGUUACUGCACUGGCACCAAUGCUUCACAGUGCUGAAGACAUCCUAGGAAAUGAGAAGACAACUCUGGUACAGAAAUAUUGCCCACUACUGGACUGGACAGGCCAGACUGAUCAACUUCUGGAGCUGUGGGAGAUGAUGAAAGCCCAAGAUGAUACAGAUGAUGUUACAGUUAUACUUGUAGCUACAACCAUUCUAGAGAGAUCUCUUGGUAAUGUUUAUCUUUUAGAAGGCCCUGAACCUUGUCCAUCCAUGUUGAAAGAUUUGCUGGUCUCAACACAUCUGAAUAAUAUACUUGGCUGUCAUGUGAUACAGGUGUUGCGUAUUGUGAUAGGUCCUCCAACAUCAUUGAACAUCAGGAAUGUGGUCUGGCAUGGAUUUCCAUUUCCGGGUGAAAUACCUAGAAGAUGUAUAUGGUUUAUAAUGCUGCUGGUACCAAGCAUUGGUCAGAUUCUGAAGAACAAGAAGGUUACGGGUUUAAAAUGCAGGGAACCAGUGUCCUUUCCAAGUACAGCACUGAUUUCAGAUACAAAGUUGUUCAUGGAUGAGGAUUGGCCAGAAGUUAUUGUACAAACUGAGUUCGUCUCCUGGAAAACAGAAUAUUUCUGGAAAAAAGUGAAACAGUAUUAUUUAAAACAAAGGUAUGGUUACUGUGCAGCUCUCCUGCUGUUUUACCUGGAACAAGGUUUGAGGCAUGUGUUUGCUACAGUAAAUAAAUGUGAGAACAGAGUCCUUACUGCAGAGGCAACUACUUUGUAUACCACAUUUGAUGAGAUAUUAAACAGCAGCCUGCCUGAUAACUCUGAGAAUAAACUGUGUCACUGUAUAUCUCCUCACAUUAUUGAAAUACUGUUAGAUCAUCUACAAUAUCAGAAUGGUCCUCGAGUAAGAGAUAGACUGAGUCAUGGUGAAGCUUGCUGGAAGACAUUUCCAUGGCAACUAACAGAAAACCUAACAAUGGUUGCUGUAGCUCUGUCUGCAAGGUUUACACCUGAAAUCUCUUCCAAUAAGGUACUUAAAGGAACAGUGAGCAAAGUGUUGAGAGAUAUAUCGGAAUACACGGUACAGUUCCAUAGGAUUGCUGUACUGAAGAGAAAUUUAAGGAAGUGUUGUGUCAAGGCUGCUAAAAUUGACAACUUAGUUGAUUAUACUCCUGAUCUAUCAGAAAGGGUUUACACGACAGAUUAUCCACUGCCCAGUAUACAUGAUCAGCUCAUUGAUGACCUGCAGACAGUUUGUGGUGUAAUGUCUGAUCAUUUGUCAGCCAAUUCAGCCUUGCAUAGUGUACAAGAUUGUUUGACAUACACAGCUUGCACAAGAUUUAGUUCGUACAUUGAUGACUUGCUAAGAAGCAAAAUCAACACCUUGUACAGAGAAAAGCAGUGUCAGGUGCCAGAUACACAGUGUACAGACAGGGAAGGUGAGGUUCUUUCUGUACUGGAACACGUCACAUCAGAAUGUCAUACUGUACUGAAUAAUCUACAAGACUUCGUAACUCUCAGGCAACAACAGCUACUUGAUAAACAACUUAGAUCACGGCAGAGGGAGAAUUUUAAGAAAUUUCUUACAAGUUUUCCAGCCUUUGUGACCAUCACCAAUAUGUGCAACUAUAUGUGUUGUUGGCAGUUGUAUCAUCUUGACACAUUAAAUCAUCAGAAUUGUUACAAUCAAAAGAUAAGGUUUUGGAAGAGGAGUUUACAGUUCUGUGAAAACCUGAGAACAUGUUCCCAGCCAGACAAGAACAAGUGGACAGAUGGAUUGGACCUUAUAUCUCAGUACACAAAAUCAUUACACAGUAAUGUUGUGACACAGUUAAUGUGUACACAUGAGAACAAGACAUGAUGAGUUUUUCUAGAGCCAUUUACCAGAGGAUUAUUUUUUAGUUAACUUGAGUUUGUGCUCAUAGUGAGCUUUUAGGGUCACUGGAUGUCAGUUGACUGACCAUCCAUCAUCCUCAGUUUAAAAAAACUACCUAGCCAUUGUCAUCCAGACUUCGCAGGAAUGUAUUAUGGUAGUCCCUUUUCAGAUUUUUAUCAAAACUAGGUCAUCCAUGCAAAAUUCUUCAUGGCAACCAAAUUAUGACAACUUUAGAAAUCUCAGGUACCACUGACCCUUGUCAUAGUCAAAAGUGGUCAAAUAGUUUAUGUGUCAUUGAUUUCAAGUCACUUUCUCCGCACCAAUGUGGGAUUGAGGCUUGCACGGGCGAUGACAUGUUGCCCGUAUGCAUCUAAAAAAAAAAAAGAGGCAAAUUGAAGUUUGCCAUUAUGCAUGAACAUUUUGACAUCCAGACGUUGUGAGCAAAAGGUGAAAACAAUUUGUAAAAACCAUUAAAAAGACAUGAAACAAAAAUGUUUUUGUUUUAUAUGUAAAAUCCAAAUUGA
Messenger RNA from Mercenaria mercenaria, 3027 nucleotides. Its product is annotated as endoplasmic reticulum membrane-associated RNA degradation protein-like. The transcript is spliced from 19 exons. The record is from RefSeq and is a predicted model, not a curated record. NCBI's taxonomy places the organism in Eukaryota, Metazoa, Mollusca, Bivalvia, Venerida, Veneridae. Bases 410 to 2488 code for a protein of 692 amino acids.